This is a messenger RNA of Pyrus x bretschneideri (Chinese white pear), 2119 nucleotides long. Its product is annotated as (R)-specific enoyl-CoA hydratase. The coding region runs from base 1462 to 1953 and encodes 163 amino acids. The transcript is spliced from 4 exons. Lineage: Eukaryota; Viridiplantae; Streptophyta; Magnoliopsida; Rosales; Rosaceae. The record is from RefSeq and is a predicted model, not a curated record.
ACCGAUUCCCCAAUAUUCCACGGCUCCGCCGCAGACGACGCUUUCGCCACUCAGCCGGCGUUGGAGGCCUUCUCUCCUCCCUCGAUCUACGCCGAAUCGAACGGCCAGGGCUUUGAUGGAGGGUUUGGCAGGUCCGACGAUCCGAUUUUGCCGCCUUCGUCGGCGAUGUUGCCUGGGGAGGGCUUCGUUCUCAGAGAAUGGAGGAGGUAGGGUCUCGAAUUCUGAUUGUUUUCGAUUGGACCGAUAGUUCUGUAUAGCAAUUAAAUUUUGACUCUUAUGUGCAAUUUAGUUGAAAGUUGUUGGUUUUGAUUUGGCUUGAUCUUUCUGUUGCUGAGAAAUUGAGUGGAAGUUGUUGUUUUGAUUUCAGUAACUUUCAAGAAUUGCAUGUGUGGUGAUCAGUAAUCAUCUUUCUGAUAUCAAAUCUUUAUGAAUUUAACGUGCCGAUUGUUCGUAUAAGAAUGUGGAGCUGAAUUCGAAUCGAAAAAAGCCUCAUGAUUGUUGUCAAUUUUUAGUUAUUGACUAUCAGAUCGUCGAUUCGGUCUCCUGAUUCAAUCUCAGUGUGGAGCAGCAAGAAAGAUGAAAAUAGAGGAACUUCUGAAAAUUUCAAUCUCCUGCUUUAUCUCAUUAUGCCCAAACCGAAAAAAGAAGAAGUAAUUGGACCUGUGGACUCAUCCCGAAUCGGCUCGUUUGUAACGGGCCGGGUUAAGUUUGGUUUCAAAAUUCAAAAUCCUUCUACCCGGUCCGGUCCAUCCCGUUACGUUUUAUACGCGUACGGUUUGGUUCCUUCAAAUUUGAGCCCGGCCCGACUCGUGCCCAGCCUUAGUAGGCACCAUUACUUGUGGAAUGUAUAUUCCACGGGUUUCCUUUCCUUGGCGGCUGCAGAUUCGAGUUUUGUGGUUUGGUAGAGGAGAAUGGAAUCUUCUUCAUUUCCAAUUUGUAGGAUUUGUUUGGUUGGAUCUCCAGUGGUUGCAAGAGUUGUUGGUACAUGGUCGGGCGUCGACUGAUUUCCAAGGGUUUUUGGGCUUUCUGUUUGUACGCGCUCAAACUUUGGGUUGGGCUUUUUCGUUUUGGGGUCCAUAUUUCGGUUCUUCGUUUAAUUGUAAUUAGGCCUCUCUUUGUACACGUUUGCUUUGUUGGUACUGAAUUUUUCCUUUGACAACAAAAAAUUAUAAAAAAAAUAAAUAAAUAAAUGCAAGUAGCAGCCCAUUUGCUGGUUUCGUUUACUUUAAUUCUCUCGCUCUCUGUACUCCAAAAAAAAAAGACCGCAGCGAUGCAUUAUUAUUAUUGCAGCUAAUCAGAUUGAUGGUGCAGGUGUGAGCAUAUAUUGCAAGUGGAUUAGAAGACAUUCAAACCUGUAUUUUCUAUGGAGAGGAGGACAAUGCUAUUCUGGUAAGGCGUAGAAUCAACGUAGUUUUGACGGGCAACUACUCUGUUGGAGAGCGUUUAGAAACGGUUACAGUUAUGCUUGGCCGGAACUUACUCUCAGUCAACCUACCUUCUUUGAGAGGUUUUUCAUCAGCAGCAGCUGGUUUUCUUAGAAGUGGAGAUACAUUGAAGCAAAAUAGGGUAUUCACCAAUGAAGAUGUUUUGGAGUACUCAAAAGUGAGUCAUGACUCUAACCCUCUGCAUUUAGAUUCCGAGGCUGCUCGAAAUGCUGGAUUUGAAGAUCAACUGGUUCACGGGAUGCUUGUUGCUGCCCUGUUCCCCAAGAUCAUAUCUUCUCAUUUUCCCGGGGCUAUAUAUGUUUCCCAAAGCUUGCAUUUCAGGUUGCCUGUCUAUAUUGGAGAAGAGAUAGUUGGUGAGGUACAAGCAACUAACAUAAGAGAACAGAAGAACAGAUAUCUAGUGAAAUUCAAGACGGCAUGCUUCAAGAAUGGUGCUACCGCCAUUGACGGUGAGGCUAUGGCCAUCGUGCCUACACUGGCUGCAGAACAAGCGAGUACUUUGGAAUGACAGAAAGUCGGUUCAGGCCUACAACACUGACUUGCUAUGAAAUUAGACACUCAGCAUGUGAAGUUAGCAUGCUGUAAAUCAAUUGAAGCCUUCCAUUUGUUUGUUUGUUUCGUUUAGGCUAAUGAGCCAUCCCAAUUGCUUUUCUUUGAAUAAAAAUCAAUUUUUU